Caenorhabditis elegans is the source of this 171-nucleotide messenger RNA. RefSeq names its product Elongation factor 1-alpha (gene C08E8.5). The coding region runs from base 1 to 171 and encodes 56 amino acids. NCBI's taxonomy places the organism in Eukaryota, Metazoa, Nematoda, Chromadorea, Rhabditida, Rhabditidae. The record is from RefSeq and is marked reviewed. The transcript has a single exon.
AUGUUCCACGUGACUAUGGAGAUUCACAGCUUCAACUCUGACUUGGAGCUCAAAAAGUGCGGAGCUCCAGCUUCUGGUAUUACUGUAGCAAAUGGAGAGAAGAAAUUGAUGGAUCGUGCGCUGGAGGAGAAGAGAAAAGGAUUCAGAAGGACGCAGACUGCUUAUUUGUGA